Messenger RNA from Perca flavescens (yellow perch), 1891 nucleotides. RefSeq names its product coxsackievirus and adenovirus receptor-like. The transcript is spliced from 6 exons. Gene Ontology annotation, biological process: regulation of cytokine production; T cell receptor signaling pathway. Bases 1 to 1122 code for a protein of 373 amino acids. Gene Ontology annotation, cellular component: external side of plasma membrane. Lineage: Eukaryota; Metazoa; Chordata; Actinopteri; Perciformes; Percidae. The record is from RefSeq and is a predicted model, not a curated record. Gene Ontology annotation, molecular function: signaling receptor binding.
AUGGAGGCCAUCAAGAACGUCUGGAUAUCUGGCAACACUGUUGGCUGUCCGAGGAACCCGACACAGAGGCCGCAAAUUGCAGUGAUUCACCCCGCGGAGGAGAGCAGGGUCCGCGGGGCUGGAUCACCUCUUCCGGGCCGACGACAGAACAACGCGCGAAACGGGCCUACAACCUCAUCCGCCGCCCGCUGUGUUUUCCUCGGCGACGGGGGCGCUUACGCCGAGAAGGUGGGACCAGGGCGCGGCAAAGACCUGAUUGAGAUAACAGUGUACCCUGGAGGUGAUGUCAUUCUACCAUGUCAGGUUGCUGGUUCCUCCAUCAGAGUUGUGGAGUGGACCAGACCUGACCUGGAGCCAGAUACCGUCCUCUUAAACAGCGAUGGACACCUGGAGACAGACGAGCAGAAUCCGUCCUUUAAGGGCAGGGUGGAGCUGGUGGACAGAGAUCUGAAAGGAAGAGACGCGUCUUUAAUUCUGAAGAAUGUGAACAGACAAGACGCUGGAACAUACAUGUGUGGAGUUAAAACCGGUGACUCUGAGCCAAUCAGAAUCAUCCGUCUGCAGGUUCCAGAGCCAGCAGACCUACCUGUGGUAACAGUGCACCCUGGAGAUGAUGUAAUUCUGCCAUGUCGGGCUGAUAAUUCCUCCUCCAGAGCUGUAGAGUGGACCAGACCUGACCUGGAGCCAGAUAUUGUCCUCUUCUCCAUUAAUGGACACCUGGAUCCAACCCAACAGCAUCCAUCCUUUAAGGACAGGGUGGAGCUGGUGGACAGAGAUCUGAAGGACGGGAACUUGUCUUUUAUUCUGAAGAAUGUGAGCAGACACGACACUGGAACAUACGAGUGUCGAGUUGCAUCAGAUGGUUCAAGACGUAGAAAAAGAGCCAUCAGAGACUCUGAGCCAAUCAGAACCCUCCGUCUGCAGGUUCCAGAGCCAGCAGGUUCAAACAGAGGACACUCCGAGGAUGGAAACUCCACGAAUGAUGUCCCUGAGGACAGAAACUCCUCUCCUGUAGGCCUCAUCGUUGGACUGGCAGCAGGUGUUCUGGUUCUUGUAGCUGCUGCAGUGGUUGGUGUCCUGAUGUAUAGAAGACGUAAGAACAAGAGAUUAAGCAUUAUAUAAAGCAUUUCCCCUCCUUGAAUCUCCACCUUGUCGUGGUGGCGGGGGUUGUGUACCUGAGUCUGAGAGCUGUGUUGUCUGGAUCUCUAAGCUCCACCAGGGUCUCCCAUGAUGACAGAUAGGUCCCAGACAAGGGUCAGACUAAGAGAGAUAAACAUUUUACUGAAAGUAAAAGUACUGUUUCUUUAAAGAAAAUUGUUACUUAACUAAAAGUACUUUUCUAUAAAUGAAUUGUUCUUAAGUAAAAAACCAAGUUAGGCUACUUAUUUGAUACCUGAUAAAAGAUAUUAAAAUGUUCUUUAAGAGCAGACUGAAGCAGACAACACAGAGAUGUUCAGACAAUAUAAACUCAGCAGUAAUACACAGAAAUACUUUGCUCCAUUAAAUGAGCAAAUGUAAUCUAUUACUUCAGCCCAGCUGAUAUAUUGCGUUCAACAGGAAAUAAUGUUUCUUUAGUUGUAAAUAUCAGCAGAGGGAGCACCCACCAGAUAUCUUCUAAUCAGGUGUAGAGAGCUCUUCAACAUGUCUUCUGUUUGGGUGUUUUGAAAUGAUUGUUUUCUGCUGGGUAAUAUAAAGCCUUGUGCUGCCUGCUUUCUUCCAGCUAAUGAUUUAAAACCAACUAACCUUGAAUGGUUUAAACUGAGGAGUUGAUUAAAUUGUGAAUAUUGUUGUUAUUGUAAUUAUUAGAGAUGCGCCGAUUGACCGGCCGGUCAUAUAUAUUUAUAUAUAUAUUUAUUUUAUUAUGUAUAUAUUAUUGUAUUGCCAUUACCUG